AUUUAAAGGUGCGGCUGAAAGACAGUUAUGAAGACGGUGAGAUAAAAGAGCGGACAAGGGGUGCGCGUGAGGAAAAGCCUUUAAAUUUAUUACUAAGCCUUUUUCAUUCACCACCAUCAACGGCCUACCCUGUGUGUGGAGUGUUGCCCUCCGUUUGUUCGCGCCGCCCUGUGUUUUUUUUUUUUUUUUUUUUUCUUCUCUUGUUUCUCUCCACUGAGCUGAAAUAGGGGGCGAAGGGCGCUCCUCCACGGACACACCGAUAUUAUUAUAUAUCCCUGUUUUCAUCCCGGGCCCCGAGUGCCAUAAGCGUAAUCAUGUCUCUCAGUCUCACACUUCGUAGCGUUUCAACGCGUCUUCUGCUGACCUCUAAGAGCUCGUUUCUCUCGCGUCUCCAAUGGCGGAAUUCGUCCGACGGUCCGACGCAGGAGGCGUGUCCUGCGCCCAGCGUGGUCUCGGGGACGAGGGGCUCUGUGCUCACCAUCGGCAUCAACCGUCCCACGGUGCGCAACGCAGUCGACCGGGAGACAGCGCGGCGACUGCUGGAGGAGUUCAACACGUUUGAGGGCGACCCCACGCUCACGGUCGCUGUGCUGCACGGCAUCGGAGGGAACUUCUGCGCUGGUUAUGAUCUGAAGGAGCUGGCCCAUCACUCCGCGUCCCUCAAAUUGGAACAAGAUGUCACCAAAGGUCCCGGUCCAAUGGGUCCCUCCCGCCUCCAGCUGUCCAAACCAGUCGUAGCGGCCAUCAGCGGAUAUGCGGUGGCUGGUGGUCUGGAGUUGGCGCUGCUGGCUGAUCUGAGGGUGGUGGAGCGCAGCGCCAUCAUGGGGGUCUUCUGCCGCCGCUUUGGCGUCCCACUCAUUGAUGGUGGCACAGUAAGGCUCCCUCGCCUUAUUGGCCUCUCGCGGGCUCUGGACCUGAUCCUCACAGGACGACCAGUGGGUGCCGAGGAGGCACUGGCCUUUGGGCUGGCCAAUCGUGUGGUCCCAGACGGGGAAGCCUUCCAGGCUGCACUGGAUCUGGCGCAGCAGAUGAGCCUCUUCCCUCAGCGGUGUCUCCGUGCCGACCGUGCCUCGGCCUACCACAGCGUCUUUGCUGCCUCCUCCUUUUCCCAGGCCAUGCAGUAUGAAUUUGACAACGGCGUGGAGGUCAUCCAGGUGGAGGCCAUUGCAGGGGCUAACCAGUUCAGUGCUGGAGUGGGCAGAGGGGGUGUUUUCCCUAAGAAGGACCCUGCAGAAUGACAUCUUUCAGAAAUGCACUUUAAGCCUUUGUUUCUCUAACAACAGAAGUGAACUGCUGACUUCAGAGUAUGAAAUUAGAGGAAUUAUUUUUGGCAGCAUGCAAUUUGUGUAUGACUGUUUUUCAAAAACAACUGAACAUUUGUUUUAUUCUGCACAAAGAAUGAGUAAGUCCUCAUCUCCUGACUUCAGUCGAUUUAAACUUAAACAAAUACUCCUUCAGACAUAAACAUGGAUCACAAAGUCCACCUGCUGCCUAUUUGUAAAAUGUGAUUUAUUAUGAUCCGCAUAUCAAAGCACCUCGGGAAGGCAGAGAGCUACCGGAAAACAAAAACAAAGUAACAAUGGCAUCAAAAGUGCCAGUAGUGCCCGAGUCCAACCAAAUACUACCAUGAAUCUUAUCACAUGAAAGAAUGGUUCACCUCAGAUGUCAGUCUUUCAUCUCCAAGAACAUCAUCAAUAAGAUUAUGGUAGCAGGACAACUGAUCAGCCAUAUUUUGAGGGAGUGUAUAGACUGAGGACUGCAAAGCCUGAAGGAGCUGAUGUAGAUAGGAAGAGUGAAUUACUAACUGAGGUGUGGAAAAGGGUAAACACACAGUUAGAAAUGAAUGCUGUGGGAGGGAUCAGAGGCAUAAGAAUUCAGAAGAGGGAAAAAGUAGGUGUGAAAGAUGGCACCCAGAUGGUGUGGUGGGUACAACCCGCUUUCAGAAUGCUCUAUGAGAUACGGCUGAUCCUGUUGUCCCUUAGUACACUGCCGAUGACCACGCCCCUGAAUCCAGGUGCUUGUUUUUAAACCCCCCCCCACAACAUGUGCUCUGAGAGAAUACAGAGGCCACUAGCUGGGGGUCUGGCUCCCUUGCCUGGCCACACCCACUCAAGUGAACACACAGCACUUUUGACCCAUCUUCUAAUUAGGGAGAGGAGAUGCAUCGUCUAGACAGCAUGAUGACAAGCUGCACAUCCCUCAAAUCACCAUGCGACCUCAUCAUUGUAGCUCGAAUCCCUGCUUUGCUCCCUCUUGCCUUUGUUGUUCGGUUCUGAAGAGUUCAGUGCUGCAGAGAGAAAAUACAGUACACAUUUUCAAGAGAUUACUAUUGGCUGACAUUCUGCUCUUUGCAAGAUUGCUUUUCUUUAAAAAAAUGCUGUCAAAUAAGAUGUCAGAAAAGAUCAAUAGAUUAUUAUUCAUAUGAGAAGAAUCUGAUGCU
Scleropages formosus (Asian bonytongue) is the source of this 2440-nucleotide messenger RNA. RefSeq names its product carnitinyl-CoA dehydratase. Gene Ontology annotation, molecular function: catalytic activity. The transcript has 6 exons. Bases 315 to 1238 code for a protein of 307 amino acids. The record is from RefSeq and is a predicted model, not a curated record. NCBI's taxonomy places the organism in Eukaryota, Metazoa, Chordata, Actinopteri, Osteoglossiformes, Osteoglossidae.